AUGUGUCUUGUGCAAACUCCUUACUACCACUUGUGUGGCCACUAUGGUCGCCCUUUGAUCGCUCCUAAUGGUCGUUGUGCACGCGCAGAGCGCCUUCCAGGAGCAUGCUGGGAGCCACAGGAUAUCGGCGUCAGCAGUCGGGAGGCAAUGUGUGGCAAUUGCGAGCGCUGGCUUCGAGUUACAGACACUGAACAGUCCGAAACUACCAGAAUUGGCCCCGUCGACUGCCACAAGUUCAAUCAGCUCGUAAAGCUUCACAAGCAGACGUGCGAUCGCCGCGCAAGCGAAGCAAGCAACUUCUCUUCAAUCACUUCCGCCACCUAUCUACCGAUCGCAAACGACCUGACUCUGCGCAGACCCAGCACAGUCAGCGAGAUAUCUGUCACUUCUACCACAGCCAGUGUACUGUCUACUGGAGGCCGUCCACCAAUUCUCACCAUCAAUUCUCCGUCACGAGUCUUCCGCACUCCUACUUGGACCAACAUCGAAGAGUGGACCAAACAGACUAUUCAUGACGACAAUCCUCAAAAGCAAGAAACCCCUGCUUCAUCUGAUCAACACGACUCUUCAUGA
This is a messenger RNA of Aureobasidium melanogenum CBS 110374, 573 nucleotides long. RefSeq lists its product as uncharacterized. The coding region runs from base 1 to 573 and encodes 190 amino acids. The transcript is spliced from 2 exons. Lineage: Eukaryota; Fungi; Ascomycota; Dothideomycetes; Dothideales; Saccotheciaceae. The record is from RefSeq and is a predicted model, not a curated record.